Molecule: messenger RNA, 423 nt
Organism: Pocillopora meandrina
Lineage: Eukaryota; Metazoa; Cnidaria; Anthozoa; Scleractinia; Pocilloporidae
Source: the annotation of a GenBank genome assembly
AUGCCUCUUGCCAUCAUCUCUGCCCUGUACAUCAUAAUUGCGCGAAAGAUAUGGUAUCACGAGAUUCCUGGCCAACUUGAAUGUUCCAGACUCCAGCCAGAUGAGCAGAUUCCAAGGAAAAACGUUGUUCGAACGCUCAUUACUGUUGUGGUGGUUUUUGCGGUCUGCUGGUUUCCCAUCCAAGUGCUUCAAAUGAACCUUGCAGUGACAGCUGGAAUGACUUGGCACCCCAUUGCUAUCUACUCUAUCCAUUGGCUUGGUCAAGCUAAAAGUGCCAUAAACCCCUGGCUGUACAUCGGUCUUAAUGGCAAAAUGAAUGCAGCUUUCAAAAGAAUGAUCCGAUGCCACGGGCAGGGUAAUACUUUGUCACACAAACCAUCUACCGCGACUUUACGUUCAAAUACAGCCGUUACCACAGUAUGA